AACUAAAAUAAUAAUACAUUUAUUGUUGCUUAAAAAUCGAUCUAAUACCUUUUCAUAAUAAUACAAAGUUUAGCUUAUUCCCUACUCUCCAUGUCAUAUGUUGUGUGUUGCGGGAUACAGGUGAACUGUAGCUGGGCCCGGCACCGGAGACUUCGACGCGAGAAACUUGAAGAUUUGAUCAAUCAUGGAGGAGCUCGCGUAGGGGGAACAUCACACACAUCAUGCCACGCAUAUUCUUACUCCAGCAGGAGCUGGUCCACCAGCAGGAGGAGCUCCUCGAGGAGUUCAAGGGGUUCAACAUAUUCCCCAGGGUAACAGAGGACAACCUUAAGACGACCUCCUCCCUUGAAGUACAAUGUAAACAACUCCAAUUAAGUGAUUUUGGAUUUAAUUUACCCAGUGAUAGUACAGUAGAUGUUGAGAGUGUUCUACCAGAACCAGUUUUAGAGAAACCUCAAGAGAUGGACGAUCUUCCUCCCGCGGUUUAUCAUCUCGAACCUGAGGUUCAAGAUGUACCCAACCUUCUCCUCCCUCGACAUAACCAGGACAACAUCGGGACAAACAAGAACCAGGAGAUUAGGAAGGCAUUCAAAGUUUUCUGGAUCCAACCUGUCCUGUCCUGGCGGAAGGCGGAGGAUGAACGGCGGUGGUUAAAAGAAAUGUUCCGCCGUAGAAUGCAUCGUAAAGAGGCGCAUUCUGCUUCCACGAUCUCACACUCCUCCGGUGGAUCUGGCGGAGCUGGUUUCUCCGGUUUAUCUACCAGCGGCGGAGGUUUGGCAGGGGUGGGUGGCGGAGGGGGUGUAUUGGGUGGAAACCAAGGCGGAUCAACGGAAAGAGAUGAUAUGGAUGAUAUGGAUGAGUUUGCAUGUCCUGAUAGUCCAACACAACAAUGGUUGGCAGAUAAUGCUGAUCUAAGCCCCCUACAGGUGCUAGAUAACAUGAACCUAAAAACAGAGUUUCCUUACGCUACAGUUAACAUGGAGACAGAUAAACCACCAGAUAUUUCAAAUAUAGGUUUGGACCCUGGGACGACCAAUCUUCUACAGUUUGCUGCCUCUGUCCCCGUCCCAGAUCACUCCGGGUCCUUCAUGGACCUUGGACUGGAAUCCUUCCAGAGCCUGUACGAGGAUUUAGGAGAGUUUAUCCAAACCUCAAGCAGUACUGGAGAGUCUAGUUUUAUCAACCCCCUGGAGAUAUGCGGAACAAAACCAAACUUUAUAUCUAAACCUGGAGACUACCCGCCCCUGGAUCUGAAAUCUCUAGGUAUACAGAUAUCUGUGCCGGGUAUAGGAGAAACUACGAUUAUCCCGAUCAAUGCUCCAACCCUGAAAACCUUGAUCGAACCUGUUCCAUCAAUGGCUCUUCAAAACCUGGUUAAGGUUGAACCGAGUACCCCCAGUACUAUGAACUCAAUGCCCUCCUUUGGUAUAAUAAAGAUGGAGGAUGGAGGGGAGACGAGGGACUCCAUGUACUCCCCGUCUUUGUCCCCUGGGACCCCUGGGUCCCCGACCAGGAUGGGACUGGAUAGAAGCAGAUCAACCGGAAGUACGGACGAGGAUGAGGAACUUGCAAAUAUUCCAUCUUUGCAGAUGCGGAUACAGAUUAUACAACAAAGGUUUGGCAUACCGGUGGAAUCACCUUUGGAGAUUAUUAACGGCGGCCAUGGCAUAAAGAACCCACUGGCAGUUGAUUUACCUGUUCGGCAGGAGCAGGAGAAGCUGCCGGCCAUCCGACCGGCCGACGAUCCUUCUAAGUUUCUUUGCAGGAUUUGUGAGAAAACGUUCACCUUACAACGUCUUUUAAACCGACACAUGAAGUGCCACAGUGACGUCAAGCGCUAUCUGUGUACUUUCUGUGGCAAGGGGUUUAACGAUACUUUUGAUCUGAAGAGACACACAAGAACUCAUACAGGUAUGGGAUUUAUUAUAAUAUCAGGAGUGCGACCGUACAAGUGUAAUCUGUGUGAAAAAAGUUUCACUCAACGGUGUAGUCUGGAGUCCCACUGUCUCAAGGUGCACGGUGUAGCACAUCAGUAUGAUUACAAGCAAAGACGAUCUAAGAUGUACGUUUGCGAGGACUGCGGACACACAACUCCUGAACCUGAACUUCAUUACCUCCAUCUUAAGGAUCUUCAUCCUUUCUCCCCUGCUCUCUUGAAGUUCUACGACAAACGUCACUUUAAGUUUAAGAAUUCAAAUUUUGCCAGCAUGCUUCUUCAGUGCAGCAGUAGUAGUGCAGAGCCAACUACCCAACAGGGGCUUUAGCUUCUCUACCUGCCUCCCGCGCUGCUUCCACCGUGGGAUCAAACCGGUUUUCGCGCAUUUUAGUUUUAAAGAAAAAAUGGCGACUCUUUGCACACAGUAUUUUAUCCAGAAUCUAUUUUAAAUACUCAUUAAAGGCGUGAUUAUUGUAAAAACUUUGCUAAACUAUUUCAAACUUUGCUUUAAUUCUGAACCAUGUGUUCUCAGUUUAAAGACGCCGAAUUUAGCUGUUGCUGUGAUAGAUAUUAUAAUUAUAUAUUCAAGGAUGGACACUUUCUCAUCCAGCUUUUAAUAAAAAUUGAGAAACACAUGUCUUAAAUUUGGAUAAAUUUCAAUUCAACAAAAUUAAUAUUUCAUAUUCAAGGUUAUAAUGUUAUAAAUAGCCUUUUAAACUUCUUAUUUGCAUUGUAUAAGGCAUUUAGAGCUAUUUCAACGAUUUUCCUAAGGCAUUUUCAGAUUUUCGGCAUUUACAAAAACAAAAUUCAAGAUUUUAAAAAUCCUUUUAUUACACUGUAGUUGUCAGAGUGGAAUAAGUUGCAAUUUGUACAUUUAUUAUAGUUACCAGCGUAUAUUUUUUUAUAUCAUGUUUGCUGGAAAAUUGGAUUUUAAUAUAGACUGAACUUCUAAACAAAGCUGUGAUUAUCAACAAGUUUUAUUUUUCUUCACCUAAACUUCAUAAAACCAGCAUUUUUUAUCUCUAAUGUAUGACUUUGUAGACAUAUGACAAACUUUACACAAACUGAAAAGAAUCGAAAAAUACUCCAAUACUCCAUGAUAAAUGGACUUUUGACUUUGAUUAUUUUUAAGAAUUGGAAAAUUAAAUUUCUCCAAAUCAGUCGCUUGUGGCAGGAAUCUCAAAUUUUAUAGUAGUAGUUGGCUGUUCGACAAAAAGUAUUUUUUUAUACUUGUUGGCAGCCAUUUUCAUUCUACUUUGUUAAAUUAAGUUGUUUAUUGUAACCUAUGUAUUUUGUAUUUACUAACCCAUAGUUAAGUAAGGUUAAUGUGCAAUAUUUUACUAACAGAAAAUCCAGUAGAAAUAGGGACAGAAAAUUACAAAAAUUCAGAGAAAAUUUGUGAAUCAAAAAUAUUAUAUUUUCCCUCAUUCGGAUUUUCAUUUUCAUCAGGCAUUAAAUGAUGUAUGUAUACUCCUGCUUUAGAUUUUGGCAAAAUGAAUGUUAAAACUUAAAAUUUAAGUUUUUGAUUUUCCCUUACAAAUCUAAGCAAACACAAUCAUAGUUCUUCCAUAUUUCCGACCUUAGGUAAACACGGUCAAUUGACGACAACAUUUAAUGUUCAAACUUCCUGAAAUGGAAAUUGAAUUUGAAUAGUUGUCCCUUGAUUUUAGGAUUGUCUAACGAGGGAUUAAUAUUUUGUAAUAUUUUGUUCAAAUAUAGUUUAUUAGAUUA
Messenger RNA from Eurytemora carolleeae, 3667 nucleotides. Its product is annotated as early growth response protein 1. Gene Ontology annotation, cellular component: nucleus. The transcript is spliced from 10 exons. Gene Ontology annotation, molecular function: DNA-binding transcription factor activity, RNA polymerase II-specific; RNA polymerase II cis-regulatory region sequence-specific DNA binding. The record is from RefSeq and is a predicted model, not a curated record. Gene Ontology annotation, biological process: regulation of transcription by RNA polymerase II; epidermal cell differentiation. Bases 222 to 2264 code for a protein of 680 amino acids. Lineage: Eukaryota; Metazoa; Arthropoda; Copepoda; Calanoida; Temoridae.